CGGGUCUUUGUCGACAACACGUACAUAUUUCCAUUCGUGACGUAUAUAUAGUAUACAUAUAUAAUUGCGCGGGGAUAUUUUGUUUUUUUUUUUGGUGAAAAAUAGUGAGAAAGUUUUUUUGAAAUUUUAGCUCUAAAAUUAGUCAAUGUUUCUAAAAUGUGGAUGUAUCGGUUAUAUCUGAUAACUACAGCUCUCUACUGGAAUCUUUCAGAUAGAACAGGGCAGGCUUUUGAUAUACGAAAAUGCAACGAAGCACUCGGUAUGGAAUCAGGAUCAAUAUCAGAUGAUUCAAUUACUGCCAGCUCGUCAUACGUCUCCAAUGUCGGACCUAAAAACGGAAGGCUUCGUGUAGAGAAAGCUGGCGGAGGCUGGUGCCCCAAACAGCCAAUCGAAAAAGGCGUAAGAGAAUUCAUUGAAAUAGACCUUAAAGAAGUUCAUGUAAUCACUGGAGUGCAAACUCAGGGCAGAUAUGAUAGAGGCAGGGGCCAAGAGUAUGUGGAGGAGUACCUUUUAGAGUACUGGAGACCUGGAUUGGAAGAAUGGAAAGAGUAUAAGCGAUGGGAUGGAAAACACAUUUUACGUGGAAACAGUGAUACCGCUUCAGUAGAAAUGCAUAAACUGAUGCCCACCAUUUUUGCCAGCAAAAUUCGUCUUCUGCCCUACAGUAUCCACAGAAGAACGGUUUGCCUAAGAAUGGAGUUGCUGGGUUGUGUAUAUGCAGGAGGUAUCAUAGCUUACACAGCUCCAGUAAGCGAAGACCUUCAGGGACUCUAUGACGCUAGCUAUGAUGGCCAUAGAUCCCAAGGGAUGCUGUCCAAAGGUCUUGGUAGGCUUGUGGAUGGAGAAGUUGGCUUGGAUAACUUUAGACUGGACAUCGGUUAUGGAAAAGGAAAUGGUUGGGUUGCUUGGAAAAACUCCUCAUUUGACACAGGAUAUCUUGAGCUAAUUUUUGAAUUUGAUCAAAUAAGAAACUUCACCUCCAUGCAUCUCUUUACAAACAACUUCUUUUCGAGAAAUGUUCAGGUCUUCUCGAAGGCGAAAAUCCUGUUUAGUAUAGGAGGGAAAUUUUACAAUGGUGCCAUUUUGUCAUUUUCCUAUAUGCCGGAUAAAGUUCUGGAGAAUGCCAGGAACGUUUCGAUUAAUCUGCAUUAUCGAAUUGCCCGCUUUGUGAAGGUUCGGCUGUAUUUUGCUGACCAGUAUAUAAUGUUAAGCGAAGUGCUUUUUGAAUCAGUGCCCAUUUUCCUGAACAUAACCGAAGAAGAAGACCUGGAUUUGCAAGAGAACGAGGUUAUCAUCACCUCGAACGGCGAUAAAAUGCCCAAGACAUUCGAAACAAUUGCCGCCAAGAAAACGAGUGAUGCUUACGUGGAAGUCAUUAUAGGAGUAUUGACGGCAAUCAUGUUACUACUCUUAGUUGUUUUCUUAGUCAUUUUAAUUAUUAAUAAGAGACACAAAUUGCAAGGAUCGCCCACCUUAUUCAGGAAUCCUUUUGGAAUGAAAAUAAAUAUGAAGGACCUACUUAUGAACUUCUCUUCAUCGAGUGGGCAAAACAAUGCUAAUCAAAGCAUUCCAAUUACCCCAAUAAGUCACCCAGAUAGCCUCUUGGAGCCCGUCACUCCCAUGACCUAUGAGGAAUAUAGAAACUCCUUACAGCAAGGUGGAAACUUUUAUCCUACAAAUUAUACUACACUCAGAUGUUCCAGCACGAUAGAGCCGCCACCGAUUUACUCUUCUGAUAUGGGAGAUGAGGAAGAGGAAAUCCCUCCUGAAGUUCCUCCGCUACCUGACUCGCCUGAGUUGCAAAAUUCGAUAACUCCUUUAAAUAACCAUAAUGCUAUGCCAGUAAAUUACAGAAGCUUACAAAGUACCCCAACUUUAAAUUCGAACUCGAAAGGGAUGAAUUUUGGAAACUACUUACCUAGAGAAAAUGGCGGAGAUAGAGGGAAGAAGUUUUAUACCGCGCCUAGAGAAAAACACAGGGUAUCCCCACCAAUAGUUUGUUGGAAUAUUGUACCGAGCAUGGGGCAACCAUAUUCUAACAAAGAGGUGGAGCUGGUGUCGAUUCCUAGAUACUGCCUCAGACCCGUUGAAAAGCUGGGAUCUUGCCCUGCUGGUGGGCUCUCCUUGUAUGAAAUUGAAAACCUGUAUGACGUACUUCCGGAUACCUCGCGACUCGUGGCUGUAAGAACCUCGAAUCCUGAUAAAUUUCAAGGGGAUGCGAUGGAAUGUCUUCGGGAAAUACGAUUGUUGGCUGGUUUAAAUGAUGCAAAUAUUUGUCGAGUAUUGGGGGUAUGUGCUGCAGAGCAACCACCAUGGACGAUAAUAGAGUAUGGAGAAAUGGGGGAUUUAGCACAGUAUUUGCAGUUUCUAGUAAACAGAAAUGGCAGUAUUAGGCCAUCAGAGGAUCAACCCAUUAGUACUGCUAGUCUAAUCUACAUGGCGACACAAAUAGCAUCAGCCAUGAAAUAUUUAGAAUCGAAAAAUGUUGUCCAUAAAGAUUUAGCUGCCAGAAACUGCUUAGUAGGACGAGGUUACAUCAUUAAAAUAACCGACAUUGCUAUGGCCAAGCCCCAAUAUAGAAAAGAAUAUGCAGAAAUUGGCGGACGACCUCCUGCCCCAUUAAGAUGGCUACCUUGGGAGAGCAUCUUACUAGACCGGUAUUCUUGUUCCAGUACAGUAUGGGCUUUCGCUGUCACACUUUGGGAAAUUUUGAACUUCUGUUGCGAGCGGCCUUUUGGCAACUUAAGCAAUGAGAAAGUUAUUCAAAAUGCAGAACAUAUGUACUAUGGUGGUGAACUUCAGGUGAUGCUGAGUAAACCUCCUCACUGCACCACCGAUAUCUAUGACCUGAUGUGCAGUUGUUGGAGCAGAGACGAUACGGAUCGACCCACAUUUAAAUCGAUUUACUCAUUUUUGAAAAGGAUCAAUAAGGAUUACGUUCCUACUGAUUAAAAAAGUUCUUACUAUAGGAAAUCUUCUCAAAAGUCUGACUUUAUAUAGUAAUUUUUGGCUCUAAGUGAAUUCUAUCGAACGCUUAAUUAUUAUAGUGAUAACAUAGGAUCAUGACUUGAUUACAUAUCUUUGAUUAUCAUAUGUAUAUACAGUGGUUUUUUUUGUUAUACAUAGUUGACAUAGAACUUUAGGCCUAAUUGUAUAAAAGAAAAAAACUGUAAUGCUCACAAAAAUAGAUGUGAUAUCCGAUUAUUAAAAUUUCUCUGUAAAUACCGGGAAGAAAUUAGUUUACCUAAAGUUUAAGGUCAUCAAAUGUCAUAUCUUUCUCUAAUUCUCUAUUUUUGAAUCAUUAAUCUAUGAAAAGAAAAGAAUUUUAUAGUGGUGUAUUCAAAAGGUCACAGUAUAGAUUUACUAGAUACUCAACAGCGAUUUGAUUUAUCAGCUUGUAACAGUUGUAACCAAUACCAGAUUUGUUUUUGUCUUUAAAUACGAUAACCUAUAUAGCAGGAGUUCAGAAGUUUUAUUAAUACAAAAUCGGUAAAAAAAAUGUUUUUCCUCAAUAUAUGAAAUCAGCAGUGAUUUUCAAUAUUCAGUAAACCAUGCUAAUCUAAGCAGCAAUUUGAUUUAACGGCUUGUAACCAGUAAAAAAUGUGUUCUUUGGAUUUAAUAACAUAUUAGCCAGUGAGUUAUAAGGGAUUUACUAAUCCAAAAUUAUUGAAAAAAAAAAUUUUUUUUUUAUAAUGCGAAAAAAAAAUAAUUUUUUUUUGCAUUAUAUGACAUAUUUUUUCUCAGCAGUGAUUUUAAAUAUUCAUUUAACCAUAAGAAGAACCUGUCUGCAGGGUAUAGCAAGAUGUUGUCGGGAAAUUUAAAUUUCUUUUUUUGUUCCGGUGUUGCUGUUGUUCUAGUUUUGGUAUUGUUAUAAUAUUUUAUUCAAUGAGGGUAUUUACUAUCUGACUGCGACAUGCGUAUUAAAUAUUAAAAAAAAUUAAAUUUUAUUAUAAAUAUAUAAAAAUAUAAUUCACUCUUUUGUGUUAUUUAAACUGUUAAAAAAACUAUCGAAAUUAUAUUUUCAGUAAAGUAUAUAAUUAGGUUCUUAUCAUUCGUCUAAUUUUUUUAUUAAUUUAUUUAAUUCUAGAAUUUGUGGGCUUUAUGGGCAUACAUAUAAGAAUGUCGUCAUGUAAUAAUUUGGUAUUUGCUUAUGAUUUAACAUUGUACAGAAGAAUUAAUAGUCUUGAUGAUAAUGUUUUUCUAUACAAAAAAUUAACAAAUAUCCUGCAUGAACUGUGUAACCAAUAAACUGGAAUUAAAUAUUUCUAAGUGUAAAGUGGUGACAUUUACUCCAAACAGUAAAUCACUGUUUUACAAUUAUAAUAUUGAUCAUGAAAAUCUAGUGCAUUACAAAAGUAUAAGGGACUUAGGUGUCACCUUUGAUACUCAAUUUCUUUUUUUCUCAACUUUUAUUCCACACAUUCAAUCAAUUGCAUCAUUGUAUUGCUGCCCAAGAAGAUUUAAGUUAUUGCAAUUUAGACAGAGUGGUGCUUAUCCGCAAAGGGGAAUUGAUAAUACUAUUUUGCUACGACAGUUUAACAUUAAUUGACUGGACUUCAGAACAUCACUUAUAUCUCUUAAUUUUCUUCAUAAACCUCUCCAUAACGAGGUUGAUUCUUCUUAUUUAGUAUCGAUGUUAGACUUUUGGAUACCACGCAUGAAAACGCGACUUUCCACAACCUUCUGUAAUAGGGCUUCUAGAACGAAGAAAAUCUCCCUUUUUUAUAAUGAUUACAAAUUUUAACAUAAUUCUGUAAUAUUCGGUCAAUCUCUAGAUUAUGCAUAAUUUUGGUUUUGCAUUGUAUUUUUUUUUCUUUUUUUUGGUAUUUUAUUUCUUAUUAGUUAUACUCUCAUAGAUUAAAUAUUGUUCUGUAAUUGGUGUUUACUAGUGAACAAUAAAUAAAUAAAUAAUUAUCUCCCCAGUGAUUUUAAAUAUUCACUAACCUAUGUUCUUCUCAACAUUAUUUUGAUUAAUAUUCAUAUUUAUCGAAAAAACCUCUGCAGUGAUUUAAAAAGAUUCAGCGAUGCAAUAUAAUUAUAAUUUAUUGGGUUAAAUAAGGGUAACA
Anthonomus grandis grandis is the source of this 5066-nucleotide messenger RNA. Its product is annotated as discoidin domain-containing receptor 2-like. Lineage: Eukaryota; Metazoa; Arthropoda; Insecta; Coleoptera; Curculionidae. The record is from RefSeq and is a predicted model, not a curated record. Gene Ontology annotation, biological process: positive regulation of kinase activity; cell surface receptor protein tyrosine kinase signaling pathway; protein phosphorylation. The coding region runs from base 157 to 2952 and encodes 931 amino acids. The transcript is spliced from 20 exons. Gene Ontology annotation, cellular component: signaling receptor complex. Gene Ontology annotation, molecular function: collagen binding; protein tyrosine kinase collagen receptor activity; ATP binding.